Suillus fuscotomentosus is the source of this 366-nucleotide messenger RNA. RefSeq lists its product as uncharacterized. The record is from RefSeq and is a predicted model, not a curated record. Bases 1 to 366 code for a protein of 121 amino acids. NCBI's taxonomy places the organism in Eukaryota, Fungi, Basidiomycota, Agaricomycetes, Boletales, Suillaceae. The transcript has a single exon.
AUGAACUUCGCCGCCAAGAAAGACUACUUCCUCCAUGGUCUGAAACCCAAAGUCGUCCAGAAGAUCUGCAACUCUGGAGAUAUUCCCAACACCUUUGACAGAUUAGUCAAGAAGGUUGUCAAAAUGGAGUCCGCAUACCAGCUCCUGAUGUCCCACCGAUCCCGCCACCCUUCCCAGAAUAACUGGAAGACGACUCCACGAUAUACUCCCACCAGAACCCACAAUCCUAAUGCCAUGGACAUGGACCACAUGACUGAUGAAGCCAGAACCGAGCAUAUGAAGAAGGGCUUAUGCUUCUUAUAUCACAAAGCAGGACAUCAUGCCAACGACCCUGCAUUUCACCCCAAGAAAACCAGAGAUGCCUGA